Melanotaenia boesemani (Boeseman's rainbowfish) is the source of this 948-nucleotide messenger RNA. RefSeq names its product osteoglycin, paralog b (gene ognb). Gene Ontology annotation, molecular function: protein binding. The coding region runs from base 139 to 948 and encodes 269 amino acids. Lineage: Eukaryota; Metazoa; Chordata; Actinopteri; Atheriniformes; Melanotaeniidae. The transcript is spliced from 7 exons. The record is from RefSeq and is a predicted model, not a curated record.
UGAAAAUGAAAUGUUGUUUAUUGAGAUCAUCAUCCAAUUUGCAAUAUGCUGGCAGUUUAACUGGAUGGAAAAAAUUUCCUGCUCACAUCAACCCAGCCAAGCAGACAGCUCUCUUCUCUGACCAGCGGUCGAGAUACCAUGAUGCAAAUAAGGAUUUUAAUUUUUGCAUCGAUUAUACUCCCAUGGAUACUGGUGUCUGCUGCAAAAGAUGAAUAUGUGGAAGCAAGAAAACCUACAACGGAGAUUGUGAAUAUUCCAGACAAUGACUUCCAACAAGACUCAGACGCUGAUCUUGCAGUAGCUCAAAAAGCCAGCGAAUUGCCAACAUGUCUAAUGUGCGUGUGCCUGAGUGGAUCUGUUUACUGUGAGGAGGUGUCCCCCGAAAUAACGGCUGUCCCAUCGCUGCCAAAAGAAACAGCUUAUCUUUACGCACGUUUCAACAAAAUCAACAAAAUAAGCAACAAAGAUUUUGCCGACAUGGCUACAUUAAGAAGAAUUGACCUAACUGGGAAUCUCAUUGAUAAGAUAGAGGAUGGAGCUUUUUCAAAACUCCCCCACCUCGAGGAGCUUUCUCUGGCAGAAAAUAGACUGACCACACUUCCCAUGCUGCCUGUGAAGCUGGAAUAUUUCAAUGCCAAUUCCAACAGGCUUAGAACCCAGGGUGUAAAGGCAAAUGCUUUUAAAAAACUCACCAGCUUGGCAUAUCUUUACCUUGGAAACAAUGAACUGACAGCAGUGCCCCAACUUCCAGAGUCUCUUCAUGCUGUGCACCUGCAUAACAAUAAAAUCUCAACAAUAACAGAUGAGACAUUCUGCAAAGGCAACAACAGCCACUACAUCCGACCCAACUUGGACCAGGUGAGACUGGAUGGAAACCCGCUCAAGUUAUCGCAGCAUCCUGACAGCUUCAUCUGCCUGCAAUCUCUCCCAAUUGGCUGGUACAACUGA